Messenger RNA from Candidula unifasciata, 579 nucleotides. Lineage: Eukaryota; Metazoa; Mollusca; Gastropoda; Stylommatophora; Geomitridae. The record is from the annotation of a GenBank genome assembly.
AUGCAGGCUAUCAAGUGUGUAGUCGUUGGAGAUGGAGCUGUGGGUAAAACAUGCCUGCUCAUCAGCUACACAACAAAUGCCUUCCCAGGGGAAUACAUUCCAACAGUAUUCGAUAACUAUUCAGCUAAUGUGAUGGUGGAUGGCAAACCUAUCAACCUGGGAUUGUGGGACACAGCUGGACAAGAGGACUAUGACAGACUGCGACCUUUGUCAUACCCACAGACAGACGUGUUUCUUAUCUGUUUCUCAUUGAUAAGCCCCACCAGCUUUGAAAAUGUUCGAGCUAAGUGGUUUCCUGAAGUUAGCCACCAUUGUCCCAGCACACCUAUAAUUUUAGUUGGCACUAAACUAGAUCUACGGGAAGACAAGGAAACCAUUGAGAAGCUGCGUGAGAAGAAGCUGUCUCCCAUCACCUACCCACAAGGUCUAGCAAUGGCUAAAGAAAUUGGUGCAGUCAAAUACCUUGAAUGUUCAGCUCUCACACAGAAAGGUCUCAAGAAUGUAUUUGAUGAAGCCAUCCGUGCUGUGCUGUGCCCAAAGCCGAAGCCAAAGAAGAAGAACAAAUGCAGGAUUUUAUGA